This is a messenger RNA of Opisthocomus hoazin, 513 nucleotides long. NCBI's taxonomy places the organism in Eukaryota, Metazoa, Chordata, Aves, Opisthocomiformes, Opisthocomidae. The record is from RefSeq and is a predicted model, not a curated record.
AUGCACCAGGGGGAACAGCCCCGAACACCAGACCCCAAAGUCCCUGAGUGCCCCAUCCACGUCGCAUCCCCGGGAGCUGGAGCUCCGGAGCUCAACACCCUGGGGUUUGAAUGUACCCUUGAAGAGGUCGAUCUUGAAGAUAUCACCAAGGAUCAAAUCAACACGAUAAAAGCUUGCACAUCGGAGGAUCCACGGACUGGAAACUGUCCAGCCCUGGAAGGAUCUACUUUUGAUACGAGUAAAUGCCUGCAGGGCAUCUAUGAGGACCUGAAGGCCUACCGGGCGGAGCUGAGGAACAGCAAUGACUCCAGCGUGCUGGCGACUAUCGAUGAAAUGAUGAAAGCCUUGCAGAGCAGCAACCGGAGCGUGCCGCAGCCGUCGGCCAGCGCGGGGCUGACCACCACCUUCAGCAAGAGGCUGAGGCUCUGCAGCAUCCUCCACGCCUUCCAAAUCCGCGCGGUCACCAUCAACAGGGUGAUGAGCUACCUGAGCUCCCCGGAGAGCUCGCUGUAA